This is a messenger RNA of Malania oleifera, 1171 nucleotides long. Its product is annotated as ATP synthase subunit delta', mitochondrial. Gene Ontology annotation, biological process: proton motive force-driven ATP synthesis. The coding region runs from base 129 to 734 and encodes 201 amino acids. The transcript has 2 exons. Gene Ontology annotation, molecular function: proton-transporting ATP synthase activity, rotational mechanism. The record is from RefSeq and is a predicted model, not a curated record. NCBI's taxonomy places the organism in Eukaryota, Viridiplantae, Streptophyta, Magnoliopsida, Santalales, Ximeniaceae.
GACGUCGCUUUAAAUGACGUCCCCAGAUGGUGAGGGCGCAGGUUAGUGAACCUGUGAAAGGGAAACUCUGUCUCGGCAGCACAAGACGUCAAAACACGAAGCUUCAACCCUGAUAACGGGAUACAACCAUGUUGCGGCAAGCUUCUCGGCUGUUGGCUGGACGCAUCGCCGCCGGUAGGGCGGCGCGGCUGCUUUCCACCGACGUCCCGGCGACCGCCACUGCCGACUCGAAUUUCGUGGAAGCGUGGAAGAAAGUUGCCCCCAACUUAGAUCCUCCCAAGACCCCUCUCUCUUUCAUGCAGCCUCGCCCUCCCCCGCCUUCCGCCAUUCCCUCCAAGCUCACCGUCAGCUUCGUUCUCCCCUACGCCUCUGAGCUGUCCUCCAAGGAGGUUGAUAUGGUCAUUAUUCCGGCAACAACUGGGCAAAUGGGUGUUUUACCUGGCCAUGUAGCCACAAUUGCAGAGUUGAAGCCUGGAGUCCUUUCAGUUCACGAAGGGAAUGAGGUGACAAAAUACUUCAUUAGCAGUGGGUUUGCCUUCAUUCAUACAAACUCCUAUGCUGAUAUAUUGGCUGUUGAGGCUGUGCCAAUUGACCAAAUUGACCCAAGCCUUGUUCAGAAGGGCCUUGCAGAGUACACCCAAAAGAUGAGUUCAGCAUCAACUGAUUUGGAGAAAGCUGAAGCCCAAAUUGGCAUCGAUGUCCACAGUGCUCUCAACUCUGCCCUCACGGGCUGAUCACAUUUUCCUCACUUUGCUCAUCUUCUGCUUUCAGCCCAUGGUUUUCUAGGACUGGCAAACAGCUCAUGCAUCUGCGUUGGAGUUGAUGGGCAUUUAGAGGAAGUUUGAAUAAGUUCUCAGAAACAAGAACCAGCAUUCUCUUUUUAGGGCUGGGGAUGCCCCUCAGCUUCCAGAUAGUUUUACUUUCUUGUGUAUGGAUUUACUCUAGAGGCUGUUUUGGUAUGAAGGUUAUGUGGAGGAUUUGGAACCUGUUUUUGUUCUAGUACCCUACCCUCAUUUGAAUGAGACUUCUUAACACCAUUCUGCCCCUGAAGAAAAAGAAGGGCUUUGUUAGAAGCAAGAUGUGGAUUGUUGAAAUUAUUUCAAACCAUGGCACUUCAAUAUCCCAUUGUAAUUUUCCCCCCUUCAAGUUGCUAAGUGGUUUGUGCUUUCAA